Molecule: messenger RNA, 2190 nt
Organism: Apis laboriosa (Himalayan honeybee)
Lineage: Eukaryota; Metazoa; Arthropoda; Insecta; Hymenoptera; Apidae
Exons: 8
Coding region: 386-1990 (534 amino acids)
Source: RefSeq, a predicted model, not a curated record
CAGUUCGAGAAGAAGUUGGUUUACGGCUAUCCUUCUCGUCACUUUCUAUGAUCCUUCAUCCCCAUACGAGAGCCUAGUCAUCCAGUUCUAUUACGUGCAUUCAUAUUAUGUGCCGCGUAUUGAAGUUCAGUGAAAAUUGAAGAAAAAACAAUCAAAUCUUAUGAUGUACCAGAUCAUAGAGAAAUGAGUGCUUCACCAUGUAUUCCACGAUUAUAUUAUUUUAUUAUUAUAAAAGGGAAAUAAAAGAAAAAAUCGAAGAAAGAGAUUGAAGAAGGAAUAAGUAUCAACAAGUUGGAACAAGAUAGUGAAUAGUUGGAAGGAGAAGUAGGAAAAAAGAGGAAUAGUGUGAGAAAAAAAGGGAAGAAAAGGAAAAAAAGAAUUCAAAAUGGGGAAGCUGCAAACGUUGCUGAUGAUACUUGGUAUUAUUUGUACGUGCACUUGCGAUGGGCGCACAGAUUGCGGAAAUCACGCGCAGAUCUCGCUGUUGACCAGCAUCCAUGAUGAUCCAUCCUGCCGGAAACUGUCGGCCAAAGGUGUACUAAUGUACGAAGCUGCAAAAUUGCUUACUGAAAUUCACAACAAUAAAAGUGGCGGCUAUGACAUAGAACUGACUGUUUUCGACACAUGCGGCAGCAUAACUGGUACUUUAAAAGCGGCGAUGAAGGCUCUCGUAGGGGCAGAUACAAGUUGUUUGCAACCGCCUUACUAUUUAGGAAUUAUUGGACCAGAUACUGCAGCAAAUGCGGAAGCCGUACAUAAGAUAACUUCAGUGCUGAAAGUACCACAUAUUGUGACACGAGUAUCGAAUUCUCCGUAUCUUCAUUAUCUAAUGAAGGAAUCCGAUUCUUAUCUAGUUCAAGGAACGUUAAAAAUCAUGGAAGAAUUAAAAUGGAAAUCGUUCACAUUAGUGGUGAACGGUGAUGAGGAUGGUGAGGAUGACACUCAAAACAUUGCAAAAAAAUUAACAACGGCAGCCAUUAAAAAUGGUUUUUGUGUUUUGAUUUCUGAUGGCGAUAAAGAUGAUUUAACCACGCAUAUUGUGCAUAUUGGAACACCGGAAAAUGAAUUCUUCAGCAAACCAGUGAAUUCGACCAUUUUGAUUGUCAGCGAAGGACAUAUCGAAGAGCAUUUAAAACAUGUUAAUUCGACAAACACUAUUUUAGUUUUGGAAGAUUCCAGGAACGAAUUCCCAGGAUUAGAGACAAGGGUUGAGAAAUCAAAAUGGUGGUCCAUUAAAGAUGACAAGAAGUAUGACACGGAGGAAUUGAGGGAAGUCAAAUGGCUCGAGGACGCGAUAAAAGCGUAUACAAAAGCGUUAGAUACGCUGUGCAAAAAGAAGAAAUGCAAGAAUCAAAUAAAUCCCGUGGAUUGGAACAACGUUUUAUCAAAUGUAAUUGCGGAUUACGCAAAGGAAUCGCAAUCAAAUACCGCUUUUCUCGAUCUGUCGAUGAAAGUAAAAGCUGGAGAGCUGCAGAGCCUGGGAUCGAUCAUUAUUCUCAAGGACAAAGUAAAAUUACAUUGGGGCGAUGAGAACGAGGAAAAAGAUGGAGAGGAUGACGAUGAUGCAGAUAAUGAGGAUAAAAGUGAGAUGCCGAAAGAAUUCAAAAAGUUGAUCAGUAAGGAAAAGGGAACAAAAGUUGGGUGUGCUACAACGCCUAAAGAGAUCAAACUGUUGCAUGAGAAUGAUGAUGAGGAUGCUCAAGUUCUUGUUUCCGAAAUGGAUAACAGUGAAUGGUGGACCAUGGUCGGCACAGUGAGCGGUGUCGGUGUAGCCAUGUUCGUCGUUGGAAUUUUAGCUGUUUACGUGGUCUAUACAAAUGUUCGUGGACCAACGACACCAAAGAACGCUCGUACCGAAAGAGAUACUAGUCUGAGAAGAAUAGGCAGCGACAGAGAACCACCUAUUCGCUCUCAAAGGCAUCCCCGUAAUUUACAAAGGAGAGACAGCAACAGAAGUAUUAGAAGUACUAUUUCCGAAAAAAGCGUCUGAUAAGAUUUUUUAAUGCAAAUGAUAUCAACGACCAAAGCAACUUUAACGAACACUUAAUGAAAUUGAAUUCUUUUAGGAUUACGAUAUUAUUUGAUUUAGUCAUAUCAACUAUAAAUUGUUUCGGGUUGAUUCGAAUUGAUUUUAAUUAUUUUAAUUAGAAAAAGAUGAAUAACUAUAUCAGUAUAUAGUUGAUAGUAUCA